Molecule: messenger RNA, 13141 nt
Organism: Acyrthosiphon pisum (pea aphid)
Lineage: Eukaryota; Metazoa; Arthropoda; Insecta; Hemiptera; Aphididae
Product: mucin-12
Exons: 15
Coding region: 172-13098 (4308 amino acids)
Biological process (GO): proteolysis; peptide catabolic process
Cellular component (GO): cytoplasm; membrane
Molecular function (GO): zinc ion binding; metalloaminopeptidase activity; peptide binding
Source: RefSeq, a predicted model, not a curated record
CUGAAUGUUUUUUCAUCGCAGUUAUUAAUAUUAUAAUUAACUACGAUUUAACGUGAUUUUACGACACUCCAUUUCAAGGAUUUAAGAUUAACUCUGUUUUAUUUCUCUGCGCGAGUCCCAAAGUUGGUCAGAAUAUUUUCAGGACAUAGUAUAUUAUGAGUCAAUAACGCAAUGUUAUCAAAACCCUUAGUGGUAUCGUUGUGUUUUGUAGUUCUGUUUGCGAGCGUUUUCAGUUCCGAUGGACGCUCGUUCGUGGGAGCCAACGGUCCAAACAAAAUGGACGUUUACCGACUGCCAGGUGAUACGAUCCCGGACUCGUACGAUUUGAAAAUCAUGCCGGACUACAAUUACUAUACGGACGCCAUUGACUUCAACGGGGAGGUAGAAAUUGUGAUCGACGUAAAAUCCGAAACUUCGACGAUAACGUUUAACUGCAAAGAUAUUCUGAUUUACGUGGUAUAUGUGCAUGACAAAAUAAAAGAAAACGACGUUGACGUAUGGAAAGUCCGUUGCGAUGAUCAAAAUGAACAAUGCAACAUUAUGUUGAAAUCUCGAUUAAAGGUUGGAAUUCAAUACGUGGUAAACAUCGAAUAUCACGUGAAAAUCGAUACAAACAAUAUGGAAGGACUUUACAAAAGUACAUACAAUAAAGACAAUCAUAAAGAAUGGUUACUUUUGACGUAUUUCUUACCAACUGGGGCCAGGAGUAUAUUUCCGUGUUACGACGAACCGGCGCACAAAACGCCCUUCAACAUAACGUUGGAUAGGCCAAAAAACAAACCUUCACGGUCCAACAUGCCGAUUUAUACGAGUUAUUACGAUUCAUCCGUGCAAGAGAUACGCGACAUUUUCGUCGAGACUCCGCCGAUCUCCACGCAUAUGGUCGCGUUCGUCAUCAGCGGAUUCGACUCGACGACGACCGGAAGUAUUGCAGGUAAUAGCCCCAUAUACGUGUUCACAGACGUUGACCGCUUAGACCAGGUGAAAUACGUCUCCUGGGAAGCACCAAAGCUGCUGGCGGCCAUGGAGAGCUUCACGGAAAUGCCGUAUGAGCUACCCAAACUUGACUUAUUCGCCGUGCCGGAUUUCAAGUCUGACGCCAUGGGCAACUGGGGACUGAACACGUAUCGUGAAAAGUAUUUGCUACUGGACGAUACGUCUAGUGCCAAAGCCAAGGAACUUGGGCUAUCGAUGGUUCAGCGUGAGAUAGCCCGGCAGUGGUUUGGAAAUCUGGUCACGUGCUCCUGGUGGGACUACCUGUGGCUGCACGACGCGUUUGCUGCGUACUUUCAGUACUUUUCCACAGACACGGUCUACCCCGAUUGGAGGAUGAACCAGAUGUUCGUGGUCGAACGGUACCAGCGGGCUUUGGAGUAUGACCAAGCGCCCAGGCGUCCGAUUACUGCAUCCGUGCAAACUCCAGACGAAAUCACCAAGAUAUUUUACGACCAGACUGAAGACAAGGCAGCGGCGUUCUUGCGGAUGUUAAAGUGCUACACCAACGAUACUAUAUUUGAACAGUCAUUGGUCCGAUUUUUGAAACUGUACAAAUACGGGUCAAUAGAUCCCGACCGGUUGUUUGCGUCAUUCGAGGAAACUAUAUCCGAAUAUCAAUUUGAUUUUGGGCAGGAUGUCACAGUCACUAAUUUCAUGAAACAGUGGACUGAACAGGCUGGAUACCCAAUGAUAAAUGUAGUAAAGGUCAACGACGAGUUUAUCAUAUCCCAAGAAAGGUGCCUAAUGGACACUCCCGACAAGAUAAUCGAUUCAUCAAGAUGGUACGUUGGGAUCACCUAUACAACCGAAUCGAGUAAAAAUUUCGAAGACUUAACGUUGGCUACAUGGUGUAAGCCAACAAUGGACAAUUGUAUUCUGUCAGCUCCACAAGAUCCGGGGUGGUUCAUAUUCAAUAUACAAUCCGCUGGGUUUUACAGGGUUAACUACGACACAGACAAUUGGUCAUUAUUGAUCAGACAAUUGAAAGAGACGCCUGAGAAAAUUCAUGUACUCAAUCGUGCUCAGCUGAUUGACGAUUCGUUCUUCUUAGCCAGAGCUGAUCAGUUACAUUAUUCGUUUCCAUUGAGAAUAUCGUCAUAUUUAAAAAUAGAAAAUGACGUGUUACCAUGGUAUUCUGUGAUACACGGAUAUUCAUACCUAAUAGAACGAAUGCGGCGUAACGAUACUGAGUAUUCAGAUUUAAGAGAAUGUGUCAGUAACUUGGCAGGUAUAAUUUAUAAAAAAACCGAAGACAAAGUAGUUAAAGAAAAUAAUACAGACCACGUUAUCCUAACCAGCUGGAAUGCAUUCUCCGUAUGGGCGUGUGAAUUGAAUAAUGAGAUGUGCAUACAAUCAGCGUUUGAUUACUACACCAAAUGGCAAAAUGGAGAAAAAAUACCCUCAGAUAUUAGAGACGCUGCCUUCUGUGUUGGUGUUCAUAUAACGAAUGAAACCUCAACAUGGGAACAAAUGCUCAACUUGUAUAAGACAACAAGAUCACCUUCCGAAAAACAGUCAGCACAAACAGCAAUGGCUUGCACAGAAGAUGAUAUGCUUUUGUCGAGGUAUUUAAACUAUAUUUUUGAGGGUGAAGAUGGACCAAUUCGAAAACAGGACUACAACGAUGUAUUCACUGCUGUAUCCUCUACGCCAAAGGGACUUGAAGUUUUAAUAGAUUUUUUGGUGCAAAAUUUAGAUAGAAUUACGAAGAAACUUACUGACGGAAAUAAUACAGCAAUAUUCAUUUAUUCAAUAUGCGCAUCAAAAGCGGCCCUUGAUUCUGAAAUAACCAAGAUAAAAAAUUUAAAAGAUGAUCCAAAGACGCCGGAAAACCUCAGAAAAGAAUUUAACGAAUCGUAUAAGCAAGUGGAUAACAACCUAUACUGGUUUGAUAAAUAUCACGAAAUAGUAAAUCAAAACACAGGUUGCUCACACGGCUACACAACAACUGACGAACCACAAAAAACAUCUACCCAAAAAACACAAUCAACUACUGAAAUAAUAAUAGAAACCUCCACAGAGCCAACAAUAAGAGAAACUACGUUAUCAGAACGCACAGACACAUCUGAAAGUAUUUACACAGAAACAUCAGAUACCACAUGGUCAGAACGCAUAGAUACAACCACACAUGUGUACACUGAAACAACAAUAGGUGAUACCACUAAGUCAACGUAUACUGAAUCGACAACUGAACAUUCUCCAGGAGAUACUACAUCGUCAAAACACAUAGAUACAACCACACAUAUGUACAAUGAAACAACACUAGGGGAGACCACUGAAUCAACGACAGAAUAUUCUCCAGGAGAUACUACAUCGUCAAAACACAUAGAUACAAAAACACAUAUGUACAAUGAAACAACACUAGGGGAGACCACUAAAUCAACGCAUACUGAAUCAACGACAGAAUAUUCUCCAGGAGAUACUACAUCGUCAAAACACAUAGAUACAACCACACAUAUUUACCCUGAAACAACAAUAGCUGAUACAACUAAAUCAACACAUACUGAAUCAACGACAGAAUAUUCUCCAGGAGAUACUACAUCGUCAAAACACAUAGAUACAACCACACAUAUUUACCCUGAAACAACACUAGAGGAUACCACGAAAUCAACGCAUACUGAAUCAACGACAGAAUAUUCUCCAGGAGAUACUACAUCGUCAAAACACAUAGAUACAACCACACAUAUGUACAAUGAAACAACACUAGGGGAGACCACUGAAUCAACGACAGAAUAUUCUCCAGGAGAUACUACAUCGUCAAAACACAUAGAUACAACCACACAUAUGUACAAUGAAACAACACUAGGGGAGACCACUGAAUCAACGACAGAAUAUUCUCCAGGAGAUACUACAUCGUCAAAACACAUAGAUACAACCACACAUAUGUACAAUGAAACAACACUAGGGGAGACCACUAAAUCAACGCAUACUGAAUCAACGACAGAAUAUUCUCCAGGAGAUACUACAUCGUCAAAACACAUAGAUACAACCACACAUAUGUACAAUGAAACGACACUAGGGGAGACCACUGAAUCAACGACAGAAUAUUCUCCAGGAGAUACUACAUCGUCAAAACACAUAGAUACAACCACACAUAUGUACAAUGAAACAACACUAGGGGAGACCACUGAAUCAACGACAGAAUAUUCUCCAGGAGAUACUACAUCGUCAAAACACAUAGAUACAACCACACAUAUGUACAAUGAAACAACACUAGGGGAGACCACUGAAUCAACGACAGAAUAUUCUCCAGGAGAUACUUCAUCGUCAAGACACAUAGAUACAACCACACAUAUGUACAAUGAAACAACACUAGGGGAGACCACUGAAUCAACGACAGAAUAUUCUCCAGGAGAUACUACAUCGUCAAGACACAUAGAUACAACCACACAUAUGUACAAUGAAACAACACUAGGGGAGACCACUCAAUCAACGACAGAAUAUUCUCCAGGAGAUACUACAUCGUCAAAACACAUAGAUACAACCACACAUAUGUACAAUGAAACAACACUAGGGGAGACCACUGAAUCAACGACAGAAUAUUCUCCAGGAGAUACUACAUCGUCAAAACACAUAGAUACAACCACACAUAUGUACAAUGAAACAACACUAGGGGAGACCACUGAAUCAACGACAGAAUAUUCUCCAGAAGAUACUACAUCGUCAAAACACAUAGAUACAACCACACAUAUGUACAAUGAAACAACACUAGGGGAGACCACUGAAUCAACGACAGAAUAUUCUCCAGGAGAUACUACAUCGUCAAAACACAUAGAUACAACCACACAUAUGUACAAUGAAACAACACUAGGGGAGACCACUGAAUCAACGACAGAAUAUUCUCCAGGAGAUACUACAUCGUCAAGACACAUAGAUACAACCACACAUAUGUACAAUGAAACAACACUAGGGGAGACCACUGAAUCAACGACAGAAUAUUCUCCAGGAGAUACUACAUCGUCAAAACACAUAGAUACAACCACACAUAUGUACAAUGAAACAACACUAGGGGAGAUCACUGAAUCAACGACAGAAUAUUCUCCAGGAGAUACUACAUCGUCAAAACACAUAGAUACAACCACACAUAUGUACAAUGAAACAACACUAGGGGAGACCACUAAAUCAACGCAUACUGAAUCAACGACAGAAUAUUCUCCAGGAGAUACUACAUCGUCAAAACACAUAGAUACAACCACACAUAUGUACAAUGAAACAACACUAGGGGAGACCACUAAAUCAACGCAUACUGAAUCAACGACAGAAUAUUCUCCAGGAGAUACUACAUCGUCAAAACACAUAGAUACAACCACACAUAUUUACCCUGAAACAACAAUAGCUGAUACAACUAAAUCAACACAUACUGAAUCAACGACAGAAUAUUCUCCAGGAGAUACUACAUCGUCAAAACACAUAGAUACAACCACACAUAUUUACCCUGAAACAACAGUAGCUGAUAAAACUAAAUCAACACACACUAGUUCAACGACAGAAUAUUCUCCAGGAGAUACUACAUCGUCAAAACCCAUAGAUACAACCACACAUAUUUACCCUGAAACCGAAUCGGAAGAGACCACAGUAACAAAAUAUACGGAAUAUUCUACAGAUCAAUCUAUGCAAACAUCACCAUCAGAUACUACAUCGUCAAAACACAUAGAUACAACCACACAUAUUUACAAUGAAACAACAAUAGCUGCUACAACUAAAUCAACACAUACUGAAUCAACGACAGAAUAUUCUCCAGGAGAUACUACAUCGUCAAAACACAUAGAUACAACCACACAUAUGUACAAUGAAACAACACUAGGGGAGACCGCUGAAUCAACGACAGAAUAUUCUCCAGGAGAUACUACAUCGUCAAAACACAUAGAUACAACCACACAUAUGUACAAUGAAACAACACUAGGGGAGACCACUGAAUCAACGACAGAAUAUUCUCCAGGAGAUACUACAUCGUCAAAACACAUAGAUACAACCACACAUAUGUACAAUGAAACAACACUAGGGGAGACCACUAAAUCAACGCAUACUGAAUCAACGACAGAAUAUUCUCCAGGAGAUACUACAUCGUCAAAACACAUAGAUACAACCACACAUAUGUACAAUGAAACAACACUAGGGGAGACCACUGAAUCAACGACAGAAUAUUCUCCAGGAGAUACUACAUCGUCAAAACACAUAGAUACAACCACACAUAUGUACAAUGAAACAACACUAGGGGAGACCACUGAAUCAACGACAGAAUAUUCUCCAGGAGAUACUACAUCGUCAAAACACAUAGAUACAACCACACAUAUGUACAAUGAAACAACACUAGGGGAGACCACUGAAUCAACGACAGAAUAUUCUCCAGGAGAUACUACAUCGUCAAAACACAUAGAUACAACCACACAUAUGUACAAAGAAACAACACUAGGGGAGACCACUGAAUCAACGACAGAAUAUUCUCCAGGAGAUACUUCAUCGUCAAGACACAUAGAUACAACCACACAUAUGUACAAUGAAACAACACUAGGGGAGACCACUGAAUCAACGACAGAAUAUUCUCCAGGAGAUACUACAUCGUCAAGACACAUAGAUACAACCACACAUAUGUACAAUGAAACAACACUAGGGGAGACCACUCAAUCAACGACAGAAUAUUCUCCAGGAGAUACUACAUCGUCAAAACACAUAGAUACAACCACACAUAUGUACAAUGAAACAACACUAGGGGAGACCACUGAAUCAACGACAGAAUAUUCUCCAGGAGAUACUACAUCGUCAAAACACAUAGAUACAACCACACAUAUGUACAAUGAAACAACACUAGGGGAGACCACUCAAUCAACGACAGAAUAUUCUCCAGGAGAUACUACAUCGUCAAAACACAUAGAUACAACCACACAUAUGUACAAUGAAACAACACUAGGGGAGACCACUAAAUCAACGCAUACUGAAUCAACGACAGAAUAUUCUCCAGGAGAUACUACAUCGUCAAAACACAUAGAUACAACCACACAUAUUUACCCUGAAACAACAAUAGCUGAUACAACUAAAUCAACACAUACUGAAUCAACGACAGAAUAUUCUCCAGGAGAUACUACAUCGUCAAAACACAUAGAUACAACCACACAUAUUUACCCUGAAACAACAAUAGCUGCUACAACUAAAUCAACACAUACUGAAUCAACGACAGAAUAUUCUCCAGGAGAUACUUCAUCGUCAAAACACAUAGAUACAACCACACAUAUGUACAAUGGAACAACACUAGGGGAGACCACUAAAUCAACGCAUACUGAAUCAACGACAGAAUAUUCUCCAGGAGAUACUACAUCGUCAAAACACAUAGAUACAACCACACAUAUGUACAAUGAAACAACACUAGGGGAGACCACUAAAUCAACGCAUACUGAAUCAACGACAGAAUAUUCUCCAGGAGAUACUACAUCGUCAAAACACAUAGAUACAACCACACAUAUUUACCCUGAAACAACAAUAGCUGAUACAACUAAAUCAACACAUACUGAAUCAACGACAGAAUAUUCUCCAGGAGAUACUACAUCGUCAAAACACAUAGAUACAACCACACAUAUUUGCCCUGAAACAACAAUAGCUGCUACAACUAAAUCAACACAUACAGAAUCAACGACAGAAUAUUCUCCAGGAGAUACUACAUCGUCAAAACACAUAGAUACAACCACACAUAUGUACAAUGAAACAACACUAGGGGAGACCACUGAAUCAACGACAGAAUAUUCUCCAGGAGAUACUACAUCGUCAAGACACAUAGAUACAACCACACAUAUGUACAAUGAAACAACACUAGGGGAGACCACUGAAUCAACGACAGAAUAUUCUCCAGGAGAUACUACAUCGUCAAAACACAUAGAUACAACCACACAUAUGUACAAUGAAACAACACUAGAGGAGACCACUGAAUCAACGACAGAAUAUUCUCCAGGAGAUACUACAUCGUCAAGACACAUAGAUACAACCACACAUAUGUACAAUGAAACAACACUAGGGGAGACCACUGAAUCAACGACAGAAUAUUCUCCAGGAGAUACUACAUCGUCAAAACACAUAGAUACAACCACACAUAUGUACAAUGAAACAACACUAGGGGAGACCACUGAAUCAACGACAGAAUAUUCUCCAGGAGAUACUACAUCGUCAAGACACAUAGAUACAACCACACAUAUGUACAAUGAAACAACACUAGGGGAGACCACUGAAUCAACGACAGAAUAUUCUCCAGGAGAUACUACAUCGUCAAGACACAUAGAUACAACCACACAUAUGUACAAUGAAACAACACUAGGGGAGAUCACUCAAUCAACGACAGAAUAUUCUCCAGGAGAUACUACAUCGUCAAAACACAUAGAUACAACCACACAUAUGUACAAUGAAACAACACUAGGGGAGACCACUGAAUCAACGACAGAAUAUUCUCCAGGAGAUACUACAUCGUCAAGACACAUAGAUACAACCACACAUAUGUACAAUGAAACAACACUAGGGGAGACCACUGAAUCAACGACAGAAUAUUCUCCAGGAGAUACUACAUCGUCAAAACACAUAGAUACAACCACACAUAUGUACAAUGAAACAACACUAGGGGAGACCACUGAAUCAACGACAGAAUAUUCUCCAGGAGAUACUACAUCGUCAAGACACAUAGAUACAACCACACAUAUGUACAAUGAAACAACACUAGGGGAGACCACUGAAUCAACGACAGAAUAUUCUCCAGGAGAUACUACAUCGUCAAGACACAUAGAUACAACCACACAUAUGUACAAUGAAACAACACUAGGGGAGAUCACUCAAUCAACGACAGAAUAUUCUCCAGGAGAUACUACAUCGUCAAAACACAUAGAUACAACCACACAUAUGUACAAUGAAACAACACUAGGGGGGACCACUGAAUCAACGACAGAAUAUUCUCCAGGAGAUACUACAUCGUCAAAACACAUAGAUACAACCACACAUAUGUACAAUGAAACAACACUAGGGGAGACCACUAAAUCAACGCAUACUGAAUCAACGACAGAAUAUUCUCCAGGAGAUACUACAUCGUCAAAACACAUAGAUACAACCACACAUAUUUACCCUGAAACAACAAUAGCUGAUACAACUAAAUCAACACAUACUGAAUCAACGACAGAAUAUUCUCCAGGAGAUACUACAUCGUCAAAACACAUAGAUACAACCACACAUAUUUAUCCUGAAACCGAAUCGGAAGAGACCACAGUAACAAAAUAUACGGAAUAUUCUACAGAUCAAUCUAUGCAAACAUCACCAUCAGAUUCUACAUCGUCAAAACACAUAGAUACAACCACACAUAUUUACCCUGAAACAACAAUAGCUGAUGCAACUAAAUCAACACAUACAGAAUCAACGACAGAAUAUUCCCCAGGAAAUACUACAUCUUCAAAACACAUAGAUACAACCACACAUAUGUACAAUGAAACAACACUAGGGGAUACCACUAAAUCCACACAUACUGAAUCAACGACAGAAUAUUCUCCAGGAGAUACUACAUCGUCUAAACACAUAGAUACAACCACACAUAUUUUUCCUGAAACCGAAUCGGCAGAGACCACAGUAACGAAGUAUACGAAAUAUUCUACGGAUCAAUCUAUGCAAACAUCACCAUCAGAUACCACAUGGUCAGAAAGCAAAGAUACAACCAAACAUAUGCAUACUGAAACAGAACCGGGAGGGACCACAAUAACGAAGUAUACAAAAUAUUCUACGGAUCAAUCUAUGCAAACAUCGCCAUCAGAUACCACAUGGUCAGAAAGCAAAGAUACAACCACACAUAUGUACACUGAAUCAACAAUAGGUGAUACCACUAAGUCAACACAUACUGAAUCAACGACAGAAUAUUCUCCAGAAGAUACUACAUCGUCAAAACACAUAGAUACAACCACACAUAUUUAUCCUGAAACCGAAUCGGAAGAGACCACAGUAACAAAAUAUACGGAAUAUUCUACAGAUCAAUCUAUGCAAACAUCACCAUCAGAUUCUACAUGGUCAGAACGUAUAGGUACAACCACACAUAUUUACCCUGAAACAACAAUAGCUGAUGCAACUAAAUCAACACAUACAGAAUCAACGACAGAAUAUUCUCCAGAAGAUACUACAUCGUCAAAACACAUAGAUACAACCACACAUAUUUACCCUGAAACAACAAUAGCUGAUACAACUAAAUCAACACAUACAGAAUCAACGACAGAAUAUUCUCCAGAAGAUACUACAUCGUCAAAACACAUAGAUACAACCACACAUAUGUACAAUGAAACAACACUAGAGGAUACCACGAAAUCAACGCAUACUGAAUCAACGACAGAAUAUUCUCCAGGAGAUACUACAUCGUCAAAACACAUAGAUACAACCACACAUAUUUACCCUGAAACAACAAUAGCUGAUAGAACUAAAUCAACACAUACUGAAUCAACGACAGAAUAUUCUCCAGGAGAUACUACAUCGUCAAAACACAUAGAUACAACCACACAUAUGUACAAUGAAACAACACUAGGGGAUACCACUAAAUCAACGCAUACUGAAUCAACGACAGAAUAUUCUCCAGGAGAUACUACAUCGUCAAAACACAUAGAUACAACCACACAUAUUUACCCUGAGACAACAAUAGCUGAUACAACUAAAUCAACACAUACAGAAUCAACGACAGAAUAUUCUCCAGGAGAUACUACGUCGUCAAAACCCAUAGAUACAACCACACAUAUUUACCCUGAAACAACAGUAGCUGAUACAACUAAAUCAACACACACUGAAUCAACGACAGAAUAUUCUCCAGGAGAUACUACAUCGUCAAAACAGAUAGAUACAACCACACAUAUUUAUCCUGAAACCGAAUCAGCAGAGACCACAGUAACAAAGUAUACAAAAUAUUCUACAGAUCAAUCUAUGCAAACAUCACCAUCAGAUUCCACAUGGUCAGAACGUAUAGAUACAACUACACAUCUGUACACUGAACCAACACAAGGUGGGACCACUGAGUCUACAUAUACUGAAUCAACGACUGAACAUUUUCCAGAAGAUACUACAUCGUCAAAACACAUAGAUACAACCACACAUAUUUACCCUGAAACAACAAUAGCUGAUACAACUAAAUCAACACAUACUGAAUCAACGACAGAAUAUUCUCCAGGAGAUACUACAUCGUCAAAACACAUAGAUACAACCACACAUAUUUACCCUGAAACAACAGUAGCUGAUACAACUAAAUCAACACACACUGAAUCAACGACAGAAUAUUCUCCAAGAGAUACUACAUCGUCAAAACACAUAGAUACAACCACACAUAUGUACAAUGAAAUAACACUAGGGGGGACCACUGAAUCAACGACAGAAUAUUCUCCAGGAGAUACUACAUCGUCAAAACACAUAGAUACAACCACACAUAUGUACAAUGAAACAACACUAGGGGAGACCACUAAAUCAACGCAUACUGAAUCAACGACAGAAUAUUCUCCAGGAGAUACUACAUCGUCAAAACACAUAGAUACAACCACACAUAUUUACCCUGAAACAACAAUAGCUGAUACAACUAAAUCAACACAUACUGAAUCAACGACAGAAUAUUCUCCAGGAGAUACUACAUCGUCAAAACACAUAGAUACAACCACACAUAUUUACCCUGAAACAACAGUAGCUGAUAAAACUAAAUCAACACACACUAGUUCAACGACAGAAUAUUCUCCAGGAGAUACUACAUCGUCAAAACCCAUAGAUACAACCACACAUAUUUACCCUGAAACCGAAUCGGAAGAGACCACAGUAACAAAAUAUACGGAAUAUUCUACAGAUCAAUCUAUGCAAACAUCACCAUCAGAUUCUACAUCGUCAAAACACAUAGAUACAACCACACAUAUUUACCCUGAAACAACAAUAGCUGAUGCAACUAAAUCAACACAUACAGAAUCAACGACAGAAUAUUCCCCAGGAAAUACUACAUCUUCAAAACACAUAGAUACAACCACACAUAUGUACAAUGAAACAACACUAGGGGAUACCACUAAAUCCACACAUACUGAAUCAACGACAGAAUAUUCUCCAGGAGAUACUACAUCGUCUAAACACAUAGAUACAACCACACAUAUUUUUCCUGAAACCGAAUCGGCAGAGACCACAGUAACGAAGUAUACGAAAUAUUCUACGGAUCAAUCUAUGCAAACAUCACCAUCAGAUACCACAUGGUCAGAAAGCAAAGAUACAACCAAACAUAUGCAUACUGAAACAGAACCGGGAGGGACCACAAUAACGAAGUAUACAAAAUAUUCUACGGAUCAAUCUAUGCAAACAUCGCCAUCAGAUACCACAUGGUCAGAAAGCAAAGAUACAACCACACAUAUGUACACUGAAUCAACAAUAGGUGAUACCACUAAGUCAACACAUACUGAAUCAACGACAGAAUAUUCUCCAGAAGAUACUACAUCGUCAAAACACAUAGAUACAACCACACAUAUUUAUCCUGAAACCGAAUCGGAAGAGACCACAGUAACAAAAUAUACGGAAUAUUCUACAGAUCAAUCUAUGCAAACAUCACCAUCAGAUUCUACAUGGUCAGAACGUAUAGGUACAACCACACAUAUUUACCCUGAAACAACAAUAGCUGAUGCAACUAAAUCAACACAUACAGAAUCAACGACAGAAUAUUCUCCAGGAAAUACUACAUCGUCAAAACACAUAGAUACAACCACACAUAUGUACAAUGAAACUUCACCAGUACACACCACAAUAUUUAAACGAACAGAUACAACUGAACAUACAUACACUGUAAUUACGUCUGGAGAGUCUACUGAAUCGAAACAACCUCAUUCUUCAACAGACCAUUCCACUGAAACUUCAGAAUUGGAUACUACAUCGUCUGAUCAUACAGAAUUAUCGACGGAGUUCUUAUCAACAUUAACUACUGAAUCCGAUAAUACUACCCCAGUACCGUUUGAUAAUCGUUCUCAUUUUAUAUUUAAUUGUAUUAUUUUUAUUUUGGUUUUUUUCACCAUUCUUAUUUUAUUUAUAAAAUUCUUUUGGCGUAGGUCUUCGACAAAAAAUGUGUGUGUUAACUCCACUUAUAUUUCACCGUAUAAUAUUUAAUUUAUCAAGAAAAGGUAUAGGUUAUAAUUCAUAUUUUUAUUGC